UACGUGACCUGAACUAUAUAUUUUCAGUAUUGGCAGUGAAUAUUGGAAUGCAUCCUAGAACAAACGUGACAACAUCUGUCAUUCUCAUGUUCUAUAGCCGGCUAUAUAAAUAUGGUUUUUUAUCAUCGAUCAUUGAUCCGAAAAACACUAUAGUUGAUUUUUUUCUCGGUUAAGUAUCUGACACUUCUAAUACAUUUAUAUGUUUAAAAAUGGUACAAGCAAGUGAAAACGAUAUCUUAAGUAUAGGCGGAGUUCUGAAUGAUUCCGCCAGACCUUUAAAAGAAAGGUUCCGUGCUCUAUUUACUCUGAAGAACAUUGGUGGUCCAACGGCAAUAGAGCAAAUCCACGCGUGCUUCAAAGAUCAGUCAGCUUUGUUAAAACAUGAACUUGCGUACUGUUUGGGUCAGAUGCAAGAUCCUGCAGCCAUUAGUAUCUUAACAAAUGUCCUGGAAGAUCUGUCGCAAGAGCCGAUGGUACGUCACGAAGCGGGAGAAGCAUUGGGUGCUAUUGGUGUAUCGAGUGUGAUUCCAUUAUUAGAAAAAUAUUGCAAGGACCCUGUACCUGAGGUUGCAGAAACUUGUGAGUUGGCCUUAAAUCGUUUGAAAUGGUUAGAAUCUAAUGGCAAUGUGAAAGAUACAAAAAAUCUAUACUUUACUAUUGAUCCUGCGCCAGCAACAGAAAUAACAGAUGUAAAUGUCCUAAGAAAUAUUUUACUGGAUGAAAGCAAAUCAUUGUUUGAUAGAUAUAGGGCAAUGUUUUCCCUAAGAAACUUAGGUACUACAGAGAGCAUCAUAGCUCUUAGUGAAGGCUUGAAAGCUGGUAGUGCUCUAUUUAAACAUGAAGUAGCAUUUGUACUAGGACAACUUCAAAAUGAAGUAUGCGUACCAGGAUUACAAGCAUCGUUAGAAGAUACUGAUGAAAAUGAAAUGGUCAGACAUGAAUGUGCGGAAGCUUUAGGUUCUAUCGCCACUCCAGAGUGCUAUGAGAUAUUGAACAGAUACCUCAAUGAUAGUAAAAGAGUUGUACGUGAGAGCUGUAUCAUUGCUUUGGAUAUGUGUGAUUAUGAAAACAGUACAGAAUUUCAAUAUGCAGAUACCCUGGCCAAGCUUCCCAUUGUAUAAAGAAUAUCCAUCUUUUGAAAUGUCUAGUUUAUAAAUUGCAUAAUAUUAUAUAUAUUUAGCAUUUCAAACGAAAAAAAAGAAAUAUAAAUUAUUGUCCACAAUUUUUAGUAUAUUUGUAGUAUAUUUACGCCAUGUUCAAACUAAUUAAAAUAUUGUUACAUUCCUUAUUACAUAUUA
Messenger RNA from Pogonomyrmex barbatus (red harvester ant), 1298 nucleotides. It is a transcript of the gene nero, whose product is annotated as deoxyhypusine hydroxylase nero. Gene Ontology annotation, biological process: peptidyl-hypusine biosynthetic process. NCBI's taxonomy places the organism in Eukaryota, Metazoa, Arthropoda, Insecta, Hymenoptera, Formicidae. The record is from RefSeq and is a predicted model, not a curated record. Gene Ontology annotation, molecular function: deoxyhypusine monooxygenase activity.